Nematolebias whitei (Rio pearlfish) is the source of this 651-nucleotide messenger RNA. Its product is annotated as pro-opiomelanocortin-like. Gene Ontology annotation, biological process: neuropeptide signaling pathway. The transcript has 2 exons. Gene Ontology annotation, molecular function: neuropeptide hormone activity. NCBI's taxonomy places the organism in Eukaryota, Metazoa, Chordata, Actinopteri, Cyprinodontiformes, Rivulidae. Gene Ontology annotation, cellular component: extracellular region. The record is from RefSeq and is a predicted model, not a curated record. Bases 1 to 651 code for a protein of 216 amino acids.
AUGGUGUGUCCACGCUGGUUGCUCAUCAUGGUAUUCAUGUGCAGGCCCGGGUUUGGGUCAUUGUGCUGCGACUUCAGAGACAUGGACAAAAUACUGGACUGUCUUCAUCUCUGCACGUCUGUGACCUGGUCUGAAAGCGCUGGUCUCAGUGAAUCUGCUCAGCAAAGAUACAAUGAUGAUGACAAUCUCUUACUCAGCAUCAUUCUGUCCACCCUGACCUCUGAAGACAGAACCUCGGAGUUUGACCCGACUGCCCACAGGGACGAGCGCCGUUCUUAUUCUAUGGAGCACUUCCGCUGGGGGAAGCCUCCUGGCCGUAAACGCAGACCCGUUAAAGUCUUCGUAUCUCCCCUGGAGGGGGGGCUCGUCCCUGACUUAGCCGACCUCCCACUUCGGGCUCGCAGGCACCUGAGAAGGAGCAAGGCCAAAGGGAAGGGGGGCGUUCUGAAAGCAGGCCAUCAAAGUCAGAGUUGGUUGAGGCCCAGAGGCAGACCGUCGGAUCUGCCGGAAAAGAAAUAUGGGACCUACAGGAUGAGUCACUUCAGGUGGGGGAGCCCCCCAGCAACAAAGAGAAAUGGCCGCUUUUUGAAGCUGAGGGAGGAGAACCAGCUGGCCCAGUUCCUCCAGAACAUUUUGAUGAAGGAUGUGUAG